This is a messenger RNA of Kwoniella botswanensis, 384 nucleotides long. RefSeq lists its product as uncharacterized. NCBI's taxonomy places the organism in Eukaryota, Fungi, Basidiomycota, Tremellomycetes, Tremellales, Cryptococcaceae. The record is from RefSeq and is a predicted model, not a curated record. The coding region runs from base 1 to 384 and encodes 127 amino acids. The transcript is spliced from 4 exons.
AUGGAAAGAUCUGACUUGCCUUCCCUCUUAGGGAGCAGACGACUCUAUACGGAUGGAUUCUAUGAGGUCACCUAUCAAAUUUAUCCGGGGGCCGUAGCAAUUCACUGGUUUGCUCGUACUGAACUUGGAUUUCCCGAUUCAAGUAUCGACUUCACCCUAUAUUACGACACCCAAGCCCCUGGAUGGUGGUAUGUCUACUAUGACAGAGUGAUAGGAAUUCAUAGCGGUAACCCAGCUACUAUCGGCGCACAAGGUACAGGCUCUUUACAACAGCCCAUACCGUACCAGUGGACUCAGUACAGCUACGAUAAACAAGGUGCGGUUCACAAUGAUCUGAGACUGGCAUUCGAUACGAACUGUCCAGGAAGAUAUUACAUUGGCUGA